Ostreococcus tauri is the source of this 924-nucleotide messenger RNA. Its product is annotated as Tetratricopeptide-like helical. Gene Ontology annotation, cellular component: vacuolar membrane; SNARE complex. The transcript has a single exon. NCBI's taxonomy places the organism in Eukaryota, Viridiplantae, Chlorophyta, Mamiellophyceae, Mamiellales, Bathycoccaceae. The record is from RefSeq and is a predicted model, not a curated record. Gene Ontology annotation, molecular function: syntaxin binding; soluble NSF attachment protein activity. Gene Ontology annotation, biological process: intracellular protein transport. The coding region runs from base 1 to 924 and encodes 307 amino acids.
AUGCCGUCGACGAACGAGAUCAACGCGAAGAACCUUCGGAAGAAAGCCGACGGGUACAUGAAGCCCACGCUGACGAGAUGGAAGCCGGAUUUCGAACGAGCCGCGGAGCUCUACGAAGAAGCCGCUCGAGUGUUCCGAGCGUCGAGCGCGCACGCCGACGCCGCGGACGCCGAGGAGCGAAGCGCGCGAGCGUGCGAGCUUGAAGAGAACCACUGGCACGCGGCGAAGGCGUACGAGCGAGCGACGGAGGCGUACGCGAAGGCGACGCCGUACGACGGCGCGGCGGUGUUGGCGAGCGCGGAGCGGGCGCGCGAGGCGUACACGCGGAGCGACCGCGCGCAGGCUGGGGCGGAAAGUCUCAGUCGAGCGGCGAGGUUGAUCGAGGAUAGUGAUAUGAAGACGGCGGCGGCGCUGCUCAGGCUGUGUUUGGAGGAUCUCGAGGAGGACGGGAAGGACGUGUACGCGAGCGAGCACCAUCGGCGGUUGGGCGCGGUGCUCCUGCGCGCGGAGCUGUAUCAAGACGCCGCGACGGCGUGCUUGAAGUACGCUGAAUCGUGCUCGCGCGCGGGACAGAUGAACUCGCUCGCCAAGGCAUAUCUGAGCGCCAUCGUGGCGCUGCUGUACGACGGCGACGGCUCCGGAGCGCAGUCCACGUUUAGCGACGUGCACGAAGUUCCGGGAUUCGAGAACAGCGAGGAGCGCGACACCGCGUACCUGUUGCUCAAUGCAUAUCGCGACGGUAGCGUGGACAAAAUCAAGAACGCGAUCUCCACGAGCUCGUGCGUGCGAUUCCUGGACGUCUCAUUUUCUCGUCUCGCCGCGAAACUGCCGAAUCCGGCGCACGAGCUCGGGGCGCUCGCGGUGAAAAUGGGCGUCGAAGGCGUCGACGGCGACGCCACGGAUGAAGAUGAUGAUUUGACCUAA